GAUCUUAGGUUUGCCGGAACUACCAGAGCCUUCAUCUCUGGUUUCAUUGAAGAAAGCAGGGGGGAAAUAAAGAAACAAAAGAAUGGCGUCCAGAGAUCCAAUUGUUGAUGUUGGAUCCGCAGUGGAAGCGGUUUCUGCAGAUGAUGAUGCUGUGCCUCUUCAUCAGAUUGAGAGCCUGUGCAUGCGUUGUGGGGAGAAUGGGACAACAAGACUUCUAUUGACUCGCAUUCCUUAUUUUAGGGAGAUUGUGCUUAUGGCCUUUGAAUGCCCUCAUUGUGGUGAACGAAACAAUGAAGUACAGUUUGCUGGUGAGCUCCAACCUCGUGGAUGUUUGUAUCGUUUGGAGGUUCCAUCUGGUGAUCAGAAAAUGCUGAACCGGCAAGUUAUAAAAUCUGAUUCUGCUACCAUUAAGAUACCAGAACUGGAUUUUGAGAUUCCUCCUGAAGCUCAACGUGGCAAGUUAUCAACAAUAGAAGGGAUACUACUGCGGGCUGUGGAUGAACUGCAGGCCCUUCAAGAAGAACGCAAGAAAGUGGUUCCUGAGACUGCUGAAGCUUUGGACCACUUCUUGAUGAAAUUGAAAUCGUGUGCAGCAGGAGAUGGACCAUUCACCUUCAUUCUUGAUGAUCCUGCUGGCAACAGCUUCAUUGAGAAUCCGUGUGCUCCAUCUUCAGAUCCAUCGUUGACUAUUAAGUUCUAUGAGCGGACUCGUGAGCAACAGGAAGCACUGGGAUUUCUUGUGGAUUCAUCACAAUCGGGAGAACAUGAAACACGGAGUGCUGUUGAAGCAUUAACUGAGGGAAGAAGAAGUUAUUCUGAUGAAAGUAAAGGAGAGCCACAUGGAUCCAUAGGAGCUGUUGCUGGUCAUCGAGCUAUUGCUCAGGGUAAUAGUGAGGAAGUUGCUGCGGCCUUGUUUAGGUACUCUGCUCCGGAAGAGGUGAUGACUUUUCCAUCAACUUGUGGAGUUUGUGGUGUUAGAAGUGAGACUCGAAUGUAUGUUACCAAAAUCCCAUACUUUCAAGAAGUUAUUGUCAUGGCAUCUUCAUGUGAUUCUUGUGGUUAUCGCAAUUCUGAGUUGAAGCCAGGUGGUCCAAUUCCUGAGAAGGGCAAGAAAAUAACAGUUCGUGUGCAGAGCAUUGAAGAUCUUAGCCGAGAUGUAAUAAAGUCAGAUACUGCAAGUGUGAAAAUUCCAGAAAUUGACUUGGAGCUGGUUAGUGGCACUUUAGGUGGAGUUGUUACAACCAUCGAAGGCUUGAUCACUAAAAUUAGUGAAAGUCUUGAGAGAGUACAUGGAUUCACUUUUGGAGAUAGUCUUGAUGAUCAGAGAAAAAGCAAAUGGCUGGAUUUCGGGGUGAGAUUGACUAAGCUGUUGAGUUUGGAGGAACAAUGGACUUUAAUUCUUGAUGAUGCAUUGGCAAAUUCUUUUGUUUCCCCCAUCACUGAUGCCCUCGAAGAUGACCAUCAGUUGACAUUUGAAGAAUACGUGAGGUCAUGGGAGCAGAAUGAGGAGCUGGGUCUCAAUGACAUGGAUACAUCUUCAGCUGAUGUUGACAACUCAAUGGCGAAUUGAAUAAUGCUUCCACAGAGCUGGGUCUAUUUCCUUUAUCUUCUCUUGA
Molecule: messenger RNA, 1616 nt
Organism: Telopea speciosissima
Lineage: Eukaryota; Viridiplantae; Streptophyta; Magnoliopsida; Proteales; Proteaceae
Product: zinc finger protein ZPR1 homolog
Exons: 4
Coding region: 83-1570 (495 amino acids)
Cellular component (GO): nucleus; cytoplasm
Molecular function (GO): zinc ion binding
Source: RefSeq, a predicted model, not a curated record